AUGGUACGACUUGACCAUGCUGCGUCGCUUUUUAUGCCACUGUUCUGUUCCAGCAGACCCGUCGUUGUGAUCGUGUCGUUAUUCUCGGUCUCACUCAUGUUUGCAUUAUUUUAUUCAGGGUCUUCAUUUUUACUGAAGCAGUAUGAUGACCCUAUGAUGUUCAAACCAAACUCCCAGGAUUAUUUCAGGACGUCUCUUUUAGGUUUAUUUUCCCCAUUUCUUUUCUAUUUCGUUAAGGUGUUCAUUUUGACCGUCGGCUCUUCUUCUAACCUGAUGAUCAGUCUAUUUGUCGACUUCACAGUGAAUGACUGGUUCAUGUUGUGCAUAUUGAUAGCGUUAGCAUAUCCCCAGGUACAAGACCCUUCAUCGAAACCUUUGGGGUAUCCUAACCAAGAUCAUUCAAAAGAUCAAUGGCACAUAAUCCCAAGACAGAGCUACAUAUUUGGAGUAUCGUGGGCUCUUGGGGAGUUGAUUAUAUGUCUUGUUGCAAACCUAUUCACCUUCCAAGAAUUGUCACAUAUUCCGGACUCAGAUGGAUCAUUUUUUCCGGUAUCCACCAGCCAAAGCAAUGAAGGGGUUAAGAUAAACGGGACAGAUGACGCUCAUUUGGAACGGAAAGAUAUAACGCUAUCUCGGUGUGUUAAAAUGAGACAUCUUUCAUCUUCCAUAUCUUCAAACGUCUAUUCCUCAGAAUUGAAACCCUUGAAUAGCAAUCCGAGCCCUCAGACAUAUAAGACAAUUAAGCAUGGAAUGGAUGCCACUCCGAAAACUAAUAAUACCGCAGUUCUAAUGAUAGACCCACUAGAUAAUUCGAUGCGACUGGCUUCCUCUUCGUCAGACAGAGCUGGAACUAUUCGUGCUAUAGUACCGACACUGACGAGGAAGCACGGAUACGUAUGGGCCCAUUAUGACAAUGAAAUUGAAAGAGGUACAGUAGAUCAAAAUUUGUUUCACUCUACUGUUAAGCAUUUCUGUUAUUGUGACUCCCCAAAACUGUUGUUUUACAAUAUAUUACAAAUGUGUCUCAUCGUGGCCAGUACAACCUGCCUCAUAGUCGGUCAGAGCCUUCUCCUUUCCGUUUACUUCAUCUUUGUUAGAGGUCACGAGAGACUCUUUACGCCUACAGUUAAUUAUUUCGGUAAAAGCCGAAUACAGUUCUUUCUUACGUUCCUUGUUCUCCCAUUGUCUCUCCUCAAUUUUGCAAUGAGCGUGUUUACUUUCCUAUACCACGAGAAAGAUGAAAGAGGCGCUGCUGCCGCUCCUAACCAAGAUAUUGGGGAGACGGUCGGUACAGAGAGUCUCUCCCAUCUCAAUCUCAACUACUUUAACAUGUCGUAUGGAGGCGAGAACCCGAUGGUGCACCCAAGCUCUCCAGAUGAGAACUUUCCAAGUGCUCAGGAUAUUCAGAUAUCGCCUGCUUUUUUGAGCGAUUUUGAUGUGAGAAUAAAACAAGAAAAUACAAAAUCGGGUGUGUCCAUGGUAAAGGGUUGGAUUGAAAGGACUCGGUGUGCAUGGAGACGUGUAGCUGAUAAAAGCUGGUUUAUACUCCCAAGUAUGUUCCUGUGGGGAACAGGUGUCUUCAUAGCCGGUUUGAUAAGUACCGUGUCUGUCUAG
This is a messenger RNA of Huiozyma naganishii CBS 8797, 1614 nucleotides long. RefSeq names its product Ait1p (gene AIT1). NCBI's taxonomy places the organism in Eukaryota, Fungi, Ascomycota, Saccharomycetes, Saccharomycetales, Saccharomycetaceae. The transcript has a single exon. Bases 1 to 1614 code for a protein of 537 amino acids. The record is from RefSeq and is a predicted model, not a curated record.